AAUGUUUCAUUGACAGGUUGUGGAGGGUGCUUCCAACAUAACUUCAGGAACAGUGUACAGAACAAUUGGUGGAACUUGUAUGCUACAGAAAGUAGCACAGGGGCUGGCCAGCUGAGCAGACAGCACACUGGAGAUGUGAUCCUGUGGUCCCAGGUUGAAUCCUGGCAAGAAAUGAAUAAGAAUUGGGAAGUCCAGCUGUUCAUCCUAGAGUUUGAAGGUGUUGAUUGCUUGACAUUCAGAAUGGGGUUAGUGUUGGUGAAUAUUUUAAAUAGAAAAAUAAGUGGUAAUGGAGAUUAUGAUAUCAAGGAAUUGACUGGCUUAAGAAGUGUAGCUGUUCUACUCUGCACAUCCAAUAAACUGGUGGUUGUUGUCCUUGGUACUCUGGAUGUUUUCCUGGCCUUUGAAGUUGUUUGGAGUCUUCAGUUGAAACCUCAACCUGAAACAAAAUUGUCAACAUUAGUUAUAUUGUAUACUAUUUAAUAAAUCUUUUAAUGAAAA
Procambarus clarkii (red swamp crayfish) is the source of this 498-nucleotide messenger RNA. The record is from RefSeq and is a predicted model, not a curated record. NCBI's taxonomy places the organism in Eukaryota, Metazoa, Arthropoda, Malacostraca, Decapoda, Cambaridae.